Molecule: messenger RNA, 1404 nt
Organism: Macrosiphum euphorbiae (potato aphid)
Lineage: Eukaryota; Metazoa; Arthropoda; Insecta; Hemiptera; Aphididae
Source: the annotation of a GenBank genome assembly
AUGGAGAUAUUGGCUUGUCGGCGACCUGUCCUAGUGAGCAUUUUAAAGAAUCGAAAGUUCAUAAAGAGGUGUCAUACUUACAGUCAUAACCAACAAAGAAGUAUGAGCCAUAUUAUGCAACGUAGAAUGGACAGAAAUCCAUUAUUUAAAAUAAACAAUCCACAAUUGUCAAGACAUUUUGCAAUCAUGAGAGUUUUAAGUUCAGUUUUAAAACUACGAUAUUUAGUGAUAGGUAGUGCUGUUGGUGGAGGCGUAUCUGUUUCAAAGAAAUACCAAGAAUGGACAGAUUCAUUGCCCGAUUUAAGUUGGCUGGACAUAUAUUUUCCCAACAAUAACAUAGCCAAUACUAUUCAAACAUCAUUGAAAUCAAUUUUGGACACUGUGCAGGAUAUUGAUUUCGCUAAAAUUGUUGAAGAUAUGUCUCCCAUUAUUACUAAAGCUGCAACACCAAACUCUAAAGAUUACAAACAGAAAUUGGAAAUAUCACAACAAGAAAUUAUAGAAAUACAGUUGAGGUACCAAAAAGAAUUGGAAAAACUAGAAAAAGAAAAUAAAGAAUUGCGAAAGAUACUUUUACUUGCAAAAAAUCAUAAAAUGAAUAUGAGAAAAGUUAAAAAAUCAUUAAUAGAUAUGUACUCUGAGUUACUUGAUGAAUUGAAUGAUUAUGAUUCAAACUACCAAACUCAAGACCAUUUGCCCAGAGUUAUUGUAAUUGGUGAUUCAAAGUUCUGGAAAAAACUUCGGUUUUUAGAAAUGAUAGCACAAGCAAGAAUUUUUCCUAGAGGUGCUGGAGAAAUGAUGACCAGAGCCCCUGUUAAAGUGACACUAAGUGAAGGUCCAUAUCAUGUAGCACAGUUCAAAGAUAGUGCUAGAGAAUUUGAUUUAACCAAAGAAUCUGAGUUAGCUGAACUCAGAAAAGAAGUAGAAGCAAGAAUGAAAAACACUGUAAGCCGUGGAAAUUCAGUAAGUAAUGAAGUUAUUUCAAUGACAGUCCGUGGUCCUGGUCUUCAACGAAUGGUGCUUGUCGAUCUACCAGGCAUCAUAAGCAGUGUGACCCAAGGCAUGGCACCUGAUACACGAGAAUGUAUUCGUCAGAUGUCUACAGCGUAUAUGUCUAAUCCAAAUGCAAUCAUUCUCUGUAUUCAAGAUGGAUCUGUUGAUGCAGAAAGAAGCAAUGUUACAGAUUUGGUAUCCCAAAUUGAUCCACACGGUCGACGUACUAUAUUAGUAUUAACUAAAGUUGAUUUGGCUGAAAAAAAUAUGGCCAAUGCGGAGCGUGUUAACAAAAUACUUAGUGGCAGUCUAUUUCCUAUGAAAGCAUUGGGAUACUUUGCUGUCAUAACUGGGAAAGGCAAUCAAAAUGAUAGUAUUGAUAGUAUAAAGGAUAUGAAGAGAAUUUUUUAG